AUGGUUUUGUUGGCUGCUAGUGUGUUCUCAAAGACUGGAAAAGCGCUUGUCGCUAGAGUCUUUGUGUCAGAUAUGACCAGAGCUCGUUUGGAAGGACUGCUUGAUGCUUUUCCUAAGCUUAUAGGAAACGAUAAAGAUACAGAUUCUACAAAUCCAGCACAAAGACAACAUACCUUCAUAGAAACCGAUAGUAUUCGAUAUGUCUUCCAUCCAUUGGACAAUAUCUACAUUGUUUUACUCACCACCAAGACUUCUAACAUUCUCGAAGACUUGGAAACUCUUCGAUUAUUCUCUCGUGUUAUACCCGAGUACUGUCGUUCUAACGAAGAGAAGGAAAUCUUAGCUCACUCUUUCGACCUUAUCCACGCCUUUGAUGAGGUUGUUACACUUGGUUACCGUGAGAGCGUAAACCUUGCCCAAAUCAGAACAUUCACUGAAAUGGAUUCUCAUGAGGAACGUGUCUUCCUUCAAAUCAAGGAGGCUCAAGAAAAAGCAGCCAAGCAAGCCAUGGCUGAGAAAGCUAAAGAGUUCAAGAGAAUGCAGAAAGACGCACUCAACAAAGGACAUGGAAAAUCUGCCGGAUCUUCAUUUUCUUCUUCUUCCGGAAUUUCUUCUUCUUCAACUCCGCUCGCUGCUGUACAAGAUCCAGCUCCUGCACCAAAAGCACCAAUUCGUCCUGCUGGUGGUGGCAAGGCAUUAAAGUUGGGUGCUAAGACCAGAGAUGAAGAUGAGUUCUUGAGUCAAUUGCAACAACAAGGACAAACUAUCGCUCCAGUUGAAAGAACAACACGCGAUAACACUUCUACUACAGCCGCUGUUGCUCCAGUUUCCAACGUUAAAAGAGAAGCUGUGCAUAUCAGAGCAGAAGAGAAAAUCUUGGCUUCUGUCAGCCGUGAUGGUGGUCUUCAGAGUGCCGAAGUCUUGGGAAGCGUAUCUCUCUCAGUCACUAGUCCUGAAUUCAGUACCGUUGCUAUUAGAAUGAACAACAACGCUCCACCUGGAGUCCAGCUUCAAGUUCACCCCAACUUGGAAAAGAAGGAUUGGCAAGCAUCAUCUAUAUUGAGAUUGAAGAGCGUGAACAAGCCAUUCCCAGUGAAUACCGAUGUUGGAGUUCUGAAAUGGAAAUCUGUGCUCACUGAAGAGGAUCAGCUUCCUCUUGUCUUGAACUGCUGGCCUCAGGAGUCUUCUGAUGGUUGCCAAGUUAGUAUUGAAUAUACUCUGCAAAGAGAUGAUUUGUCUUUGGAAAAUGUGAAUAUUGUCGUCCCCUUGCCACCUGCCACUGCCCCAGUAGUUUCUGAAUGUGAGGGAUCGUAUGAGUUCCAAAAGACUAGAAACCAAAUUUUAUGGACUCUUCCUGUUAUUGAAAGUUCUAACUCUUCCGGUACAUUAGAAUUCACAGUUCCUAAUGGGCAUUCUGAUCACUUCUUCCCUGUCCAAGUGAAAUUCUCUUCUGAAAAACUUUUCGCAGAUAUUUCGGUCGAAAGAGCGGAAAAGAUGGACGGAGCCCCUGUAACAUAUUCCUCCGAAUCACGAUUCAUCACAGAAAGAUAUGAGAUAGUUUAA
This is a messenger RNA of Auanema sp. JU1783, 1563 nucleotides long. The record is from the annotation of a GenBank genome assembly. Lineage: Eukaryota; Metazoa; Nematoda; Chromadorea; Rhabditida; Rhabditidae.